This is a messenger RNA of Dama dama (fallow deer), 1863 nucleotides long. RefSeq names its product nitric oxide synthase interacting protein (gene NOSIP). The coding region runs from base 227 to 1135 and encodes 302 amino acids. Lineage: Eukaryota; Metazoa; Chordata; Mammalia; Artiodactyla; Cervidae. The record is from RefSeq and is a predicted model, not a curated record. Gene Ontology annotation, cellular component: nucleus. The transcript is spliced from 9 exons. Gene Ontology annotation, molecular function: ubiquitin protein ligase activity.
GGGUAGAACUACUUCCGGUCUCUUUGCCGGGCGGAAGCGGCGGAGCGGAGAGGGAAAACAGCUCCUUUCCGGUGUAGGAGUACUGUUGAAGUAGCCACCGAGGAAGGAGGGGUCGUCUGUGAGCUUCCCCAUCAGGUCAGAUCGGGGUCCAUAAAGGUCCAGUCCUCUCUGCGUGGGCUCCCUCCGGUCACUGCUGCCUUGCAGCUGCCCCUUCCUCCCCGCCGGGAUGACACGGCAUGGCAAGAACUGCACAGCGGGGGCCGUCUACACCUACCAUGAGAAAAAGAAGGACACAGCGGCCUCAGGCUACGGCACCCAGAACAUUCGACUGAGCCGGGAUGCCGUCAAGGACUUCGAUUGCUGCUGCCUCUCGCUGCAGCCCUGCCACGACCCUGUCGUCACCCCAGAUGGCUACCUUUAUGAGCGGGAAGCAAUCCUAGAGUACAUUUUGCACCAGAAGAAGGAAAUUGCCCGGCAGAUGAAGGCCUACGAGAAGCAGAGGGGCGCCCGGCGAGAGGAACAGAAGGCGCUGCAGCGGGCCGCGGCGCAGGACCACGUGCGGGGCUUCCUGGAGAAGGAGGCGGCCAUCGUGAGCCGGCCCCUCAACCCCUUCACGCCCAAGGUCGCCUCGGCAGGGAACGGCCCAGACGAUGCCCAACCCGGGUCCAGUGCGGGCCCCGCAGUCAAGGACAAGGACAAAGCGCUGCCCAGCUUCUGGAUCCCGUCGCUGACCCCCGAGGCGAAGGCCACGAAGCUGGAGAAGCCGUCGCGCAUCGUGACCUGCCCCAUGUCCGGGAAGCCGCUGCGCAUGUCCGACUUGACGCCGGUGCGCUUCACGCCGCUGGACAGCUCCGUGGACCGCGUGGGGCUCAUCACGCGCAGCGAGCGCUACGUGUGCGCUGUGACCCGCGACAGCCUGAGCAACGCCACGCCCUGCGCCGUGCUGCGCCCCUCUGGGGCCGUGGUCACCCUGGAGUGCGUGGAGAAGCUGAUUCGCAAGGACAUGGUGGACCCGGUGACCGGGGAUAAGCUCACGGACCGCGACAUCAUCGUGCUGCAGCGGGGCGGUACCGGCUUCGCGGGCUCCGGAGUGAAGCUGCAGGCGGAGAAGUCCCGGCCGGUGAUGCAGGCCUGAGCGCGGGAAACCAAAUAAAUGGGGCUUGGACGCGACUGGCCGUGUGGCGCCUUCAUUCACCGCACCGGAGCCCAGGAGCCCGGGAAUGGCGUGCGCUCCGGAAUGACUGCGCUUUGAAAGCCUGGGCUAGGAAUGUUUGGUGUGGUCUCAGGUUAAGAGUAAAGUCUGAAUGGAAGGCAAACGCACAGCUGUAAACGGGUUGAGUGGCCGCAAGUCGGAAUGUGAGCGGUGACCACCGGAGGGCGCCACGUUAGCGGGCUAAAUGGAAAUCCCCGCGUUCCUUUUGAGUUAAACCAAAUUUGAAGCCUGGGAGCUUCAGCGGCACGUGUCUCCCAUUGCAAAGUGUAAUAAGACACCCAAAGGAAAUGUAGUGCUGUGUGAGUGAGAGAAAGUUAGGCACCCAGUCUAGAGAAGGCGGUGAGGAACACCCCCUCCCCCGCCACCUGAAGGCUGGAGGGUGGAGAGGAAGAGGAAACCGCAAGUGCAAAAGCCGGGAGGCAGCGGUGUACGCGGUGGGUGUGAAGAGUGGGCGGAGGUCAGAGCAACCAGGCCUGGCGGACCUGCCUGGAGCUCGGACUUGACCGGGAGGGCAGGGGGGCCCUUUCAAGCUAUGUUUUUAAUAACGUUGAGUCAGAAAAACAGACCCUGUGCAGGGUGGAGAACCAGAGCUAAAAGUUGCAAAAUAUGGCAAAGAGUGUAAAAAUAAAGACUGGAAGUCCUGCCUCUCA